Acaulospora morrowiae is the source of this 3093-nucleotide messenger RNA. Lineage: Eukaryota; Fungi; Glomeromycota; Glomeromycetes; Diversisporales; Acaulosporaceae. The record is from the annotation of a GenBank genome assembly.
AUGUCUCAAAAAGUUGAAAUGGCCCAAACUAACCAAGAAUUACCGAAGCAGACGGUCGUCGUAAUUGGACUUGGUAUGGUUGGAUUGUCGUUUAUCGAGAAAUUAUUGAAGUACGAUGUUCACAAAAGAUUCAAGAUUGAAAGUUUUAGUGAAGAGCCUAGAGUGGCCUACAACAGAGUUGGUUUGACUCAAUACUUUGCCCAUCGUUCUGAAGAAGAGCUGUUCAUGCAACCUCCUCUUUGGUACGAAGAUCAAGAUGUUAAAAUUCACCUGGGUGACAAAGCGGAGCGAAUUGAUCGUGAAAAGAAGAUUGUUCACUCUUCCAAGGGUCUCGCCGUGCCUUACGACUAUUGCAUCAUCGCGACCGGUUCUUAUGCUUGGAAACCUCCAAUGCCAAAUGUCAAUAGCACCGGUGUAUUCGUCUAUCGCACAAUCGAUGAUUUGAAUGACAUCAUUUCCUAUAGUGCAAAUUGUAAAAAAUCCGCUGUCAUCGGUGGUGGUUUGCUCGGUCUGGAAGCCGCAAAAGCUUUACACGACCUGGGAUUGUCCUUGACCAUCGUGGAGGUCAGUCCUAUACUGAUGCCUCGACAGCUAGAUAAGAAAGGGGCCAAAUUGUUGCUCAGUGAGAUCGAAAAAUUGGGAAUCAAUCACGCUUUAGGUCAACCUCCCAAGGAAGUCGUUGUCGGUGAUGAUGGAAAAAUCAAAGGACUAUCUUUCCCGGAUGGUAAAUUUAUGGAAUUGGAUAUGUUGGUUGUUGCUGCAGGAAUCCGUCCACGUGACGAGAUCGCCAAGAAUUCGGGUAUCAACACCCAUCAAAGAGGUGGCAUCUUUGUCGACGACCGAUUGCAAACGAAUGAUCCAUCCAUUUUUGCAAUCGGCGAAGUGGCCUUGCACGGUGGAAUGAUUUAUGGCCUAGUCGUUCCAGGUUAUGAUAUGGCUGAUGUCGUUGCCGCCAAUUUGGCAAACCCGAGUUCCGAUCGGAAGUUUGCGGGUGGUGACUUGUCAAGCAAGCUGAAACUUCUUGGGGUCCAUGUGGCAAGCUUCGGUGAUUACUUUGCCAAAGAUGACGUGGCGAUGCCCCUUGUCUACAAAGAUCCAUUCGGCUCGGUGUAUAAAAAAUUGUUGUUCUCAAAAGAUGGAAAACACCUUUUGGGUGGAAUCCUGGUUGGUGACACCGAUGAUUACACAAAGCUUCAUGCACUGUCAAAAUCAAAGAAACCGUUGACCAUGAAUCCUAGCGAACUCAUCCUUGGCGUUAAGUCUGGGCAAGCGCCUGGUUCCGACGAUUUACCCGAUGAGGCACAGAUUUGUUCGUGCAACAAUGUGUCCAAAGGAGAAAUUCGCGAGGCCGUUCGAACCAAGAAUUGUCGAUCGAUCGGUGAGGUGAAGUCAUGCACGAAAGCUGGAACGGGGUGCGGUGGGUGUGUCCCAGUGGUGGUCGAAGUCUUAAAUGCCGAGUUAAAGGCCAUGGGACAAAAGAUGAGUCAAAACUUGUGUCCUCACUUCGAAUUUACGCGUGUCGAACUUUUCCAAAUCAUCAAGAUCAAAAAGUUAAGGACAUUCAAGGAGAUCAUUGAGACCUCUGGUAAAGUAGGAACCUAUGGUUGCGAAAUUUGCAAAACCACCGUCGCCUCAAUUAUCGCCAGUUUGUGGAAUGAGCCUAUUCUCAAUCAAGCUACCAUUCUUGACACGAAUGAUCGUUUCCUUGCCAACAUUCAACGCGGUGGCUCUUAUUCGGUCGUCCCACGAGUCCCUGGGGGUGAGAUCACGCCCGAAAAACUGAUUGUAUUAGGUCAAGUCGCCAAGAAAUAUGGGCUAUACACCAAGAUCACAGGCGGUCAACGGGUGGACCUUUUCGGGGCAAACAAGUAUGAUCUUCCGGAGAUUUGGGAAGAGCUCGUGAGCGCCGGUUUUGAAUCUGGUCAUGCUUACGGUAAAGCGUUGAGGACAGUCAAAUCCUGUGUUGGUUCGACCUGGUGUCGUUACGGGAUUGGCGAUUCCGUGGGUUUCGCAGUUCGAAUUGAAAAUCGAUACAAGGGCAUACGAUCUCCUCAUAAGAUCAAAGGUGCCGUUUCCGGUUGCAUACGAGAGUGCGCCGAAGCUCAAGGAAAAGAUUUUGGUCUCAUCGCCACCGAUAAAGGAUUUAACAUUUAUGUUUGUGGAAAUGGUGGUGCGCAACCGAAACACGCAGUGUUACUGGCAAAGGAUGUCCCGGAGGAAUUGUGUAUCAAAUAUUUGGAUCGAUUCUUGAUGUACUACAUUCACACCGCGGAUCGAUUGACGCGUACAGCGAGAUGGUUUGAAAAAUUGGAGGGCGGAAUUGACUAUCUUCGUUCAGUUAUAAUUGAUGACAAACUCGGAAUAUGCAAAGAUUUAGAAGAAGACAUGGCGCGUCUUAUUGACACCUACCAAUGCGAAUGGACAGAAGUUGUCAAUAAUCCAUCUCGACGAAAUUAUUUCAAACAAUUCAUCAACACCCCGGAAACACAACCGGAAAUCGAAAAAAUCGAGGAACGCGGUCAAAAACGUCCCGCCGAUUGGCCAAAGGUAUUCUCAGAUCCUUAUGAGAAACCAAAGGUGGAAGACCUGGGGGAUCAAACAACAUGGGUUAAAAUAGCUCCUGUCGACGCAUUCCCUGAAGACGGAGGUCAAGUCAUAAAAUAUGGUGAAACGCAAAUUGCGAUAUUCAACACCGGUCGAAAGCGCUGGUACGCCACUCAAAAUAUGUGCCCUCACAAGAGAGCAUUUGUACUUGCCAGCGGUGUAAUUGGUGACAAUGAGAAUGGCGUCUUUCACGUUAGUUGUCCGAUGCACAAGAAAAAUUUCGCCCUUGAAACCGGCGAGUGCAUUUCCGGUGACGUGGAUUUGAAGAUUAUGACGUUUGGUGUUAAGGCGGAAGAUGACUACGUUUGGCUCGAGCUUCCGCCGUCGCAAGAAUUGGAUCGACUGCUCGGAACCAAUAAAUGGAUUGUUACUAAAAAAUGCGGCACCAACAAAUCAUUGAAGGCGUCGAUUGAUGUGCAAAUUGUGGGUAGCACCGAGAAUGCUGGUUGUGCGAGCGCAGAAUGUGGUGAUAAAAAGCUUGAUUGGUAA